AUGCCACUAUGGUACCACCCCCCCGCGGUACCCGUCAACCUCGGCGCACCAGUCUACCCCGGCCCCCUCCUCUACCACCCCGCGCCAAUCCUCAUCGACCCCCGCCCCCAACACGCCCACGACACGCUCUACUGCGCCUGCCAAUUCAGCCUCGGCCCCGCUCCCCCCGCCCACUCCCACCACUGGUCCUCCACCACCACUGCCCCGCUGCCCGAGAAGCUUCACACAGUCAAGAAACAUGCCAGCUGGGCGGGGCCGUCAAGGGUCGAGAGAAGCACCACAGACGACGUUAGAGCCCUCAAUAUCCGAUUAUCCGGGGGCCAUCUCCGCGCUCACUACACUCCCACGGCGGAGAGGGUGGUAGAGGGGGCGGCGAAGGUUGUCUCGUUGGACGAGGCGACGGUUGAGCGCAUCAAGGCAGAGAUCAGGAGGGAUUUUGAGAGGGUUCGCCAUGGGAAGGACGGGCACGCAGAACAAGUACCCACUGUUCCAGCUCAGCCCGAGCCCACCAGCCUGCACGACCACAUCCACAUCAAGAACGACCCCGCCCCGUCGGGCGAGAUCUCUGAGUACGAGAAGGAAAAACUGGCAAAGAUCCGAGACGAAGUCCGCCAAGAGCUGGCCGCGACAUACGACGAGAAGAUGAAAGCCCUUGAAGCCCGCGAGCUCGACAUUCAGCGCCGGAUGGACGCGAUUCGGAAGAGGGAGGCGCAGUGGAUCGAGAGUUACGGUGAGGGGGUCAUUAAAGGAAAGCCUGCUGUCUCCAUCCGCCACCAUUCCGCACCAUCACUCGACGACCAGCCCUUCAUCUCUGACCUCGACGAUGCCAGCUCCAAGAACGACGCAUCAGAAUCCCCCGGCACCCCCAGCCCCAACGAGCGCCACCAGAACCCCCGCCCCAUGCGCUGGCUCUUCCGCGACCACGAGCUCAAAUCCUACCCCUCGCCCCCCCCACCCGGCAACGCAGAAGCACAGUCAUCCACCGCCGGCGACGACACCCCCACCUCCCCGCAAAGCUCCACCCUCCACCCCUCCGAAAGCACCACCGACAGCGUCAACGCCAACGUCGCCCACCUCACCGGCGCCACAAAGCCGACCCGUUUUUUCGGCAAGGCCUCCCACAUGUUCAACAGUCGGCCAUCGAGCAUGGUCGACGAAAACACCAAUAUCAAUGUGUUCCGAGACGUUCCAGCAGCCGAAGGUUCUUGUUACAACUUCGACUUUUUCGAUGCAGGCCCCUCCCGCCAGCCAUGGAAGUGGUUCGAGACUGGGCGGGCCGAGAACAUAUCGAAAGGCGCAGUAAUGGGGCCUACAUACAACAUCUCAUCCCUAAUCCCCAACCCAGAGGGGAUAAGUCUCAAGCGCUCAUACGACCCAGCCCCAGCAGAUACUGGCACGGCCGGGAACACAAACCCCGAUACCGCCUUCCAGCAGAAGCCGCCCUCGUCGUCAUGUUCCUCCUCCUACGUCAGUGCCCUGCGCGACCUCAAGCUCGACAACAGCUCGCCCAAGCCAACACCAAUGCCGCAGCCCACAUCAGGGAGCAGAGGGCCAAAAACCUCGCCGCCUCUAUCGCAGCGCACGUCGUCUUCACAAAGCACCGUGAUCAAGACCCCGCAGACGUCGCCCGCAGAGAAAGGACUACCAAAGCUGCGCGACCAUUUCACUGCAGCCGCAUCUCCGCUCACCAUGAAGGGCGGAUAUCCGCCCCGCAUGUCAGCAGCGGCGGACGUGAAGCAGCCGGUGUACGAAGAAGCCCCUCUGGUUAAGACGGAAUCAUGCGGCAGCGAUGUGUCAGAGGUGGCCGACUUGGAAGACCGUGAUUUCUCGUUCCGUGAGCCGUUUUACGACUGGUCGAUUCAUGACCGCAGACUUCACAAGAACCAGUUCACGUUUGUGACGAAGGGCGAAGUCUUUGGUGGUGAAUUACGGCCUGCAGUUCCUCCUCUACGUAGUGCGCCAGGUUCGGUCAAUUUUGAAUUUGGAGGGAAUUCAGAUCUGAGCACCAACUUAUUCCAGGCCACGAAAUACAUGAUGCGCGGCGCAAAGCUCACUACACGAGAGGAUACCAGCAUGACCGGCGGCGAGCUCAAAUGGCCUCCCUCGCCGACCGUCUACACCCUCAGCAGCAGCACCUCCAGCUCUGAUACUGGCGCACCUGAACCGCACCACGCCCAAAGCACCGCCGUGGAGGCCGACGGAGACCUCCUCCUCCCACCUACCAAGCGCCCACUCAACCCUCACCGCUCACCCACGAAAAGACCCGUGCCCCAGGAGCAGUCCCACAUCCUCGAUGAGCCCAUCGUCUUCGCGCGGAACCCGUAUCUACAGUUCCACUCGCCGCCGAUAACACCCACAAAGCCCCAUUCUCAUGCUCACGCGCCUGUGCUGGAUGGGGAUGGAGCGGUGUUUACACUCCCGCCGAGCGCGACGGGUCAUGAGCUGUGCAUCACCAUCUCACGCAGCGUCACGCCCACGUAUAGCGGCGACGACGACGACGCUCCCCCUCCUGCCCAGCAUUUCGAUGGAAAUGCAGACGAGCAAGGGAGGAAGACGAAACGGGUUAAGUCUGUGCACUGGGGUGCGGCGACUGAUGCGGAGCGAAGGUUUGCGGAGGAGGAGGGGAUAAGCUAUUAUGAAGUUGAGAGUGGUAGUGAUGAGGAGGAGGAUGAGGUUGUGUAUGAUUGGUCUGAUGAUGGGGAGGAAGGGGGUGAUGAGGAUGAUGAUGAGGAUGAUGAUGAGGAGGGCGAGGAGGGGGAAGAGGAGGGGGAUGGGGAUGAGGAGGCUUCGCUUUGCGGGAGUCAGGUGUCCACGAGGGGGGUUGUUGAUGCUGGUUGGUAG
This is a messenger RNA of Morchella importuna, 2841 nucleotides long. RefSeq lists its product as uncharacterized. Bases 1 to 2841 code for a protein of 946 amino acids. The transcript has 3 exons. Lineage: Eukaryota; Fungi; Ascomycota; Pezizomycetes; Pezizales; Morchellaceae. The record is from RefSeq and is a predicted model, not a curated record.